Drosophila elegans is the source of this 4653-nucleotide messenger RNA. RefSeq names its product transmembrane protein 132E (gene dtn). The record is from RefSeq and is a predicted model, not a curated record. Bases 548 to 4579 code for a protein of 1343 amino acids. The transcript is spliced from 13 exons. Lineage: Eukaryota; Metazoa; Arthropoda; Insecta; Diptera; Drosophilidae.
CAACACUGGUCGAAGGAAGGUGUUUGGAAAUGUUCGAUAUUUUGUGGAAAUUCUGAGACCUGAAUGAAAAGAGCCAUGCUUUAGGGCGUUAAUAAAAGGAUUUCCCAGCACACCAGCUCCUUGGCAGCGCGUGAAAAUCGAGUCGAGUGAAAAUCGAAUCAGUUGACACAAUCCAAUUAAAUUCGAACUGCGAUUUGCAGGAGAAGAUGUGUCUAUACCACAUAUCUGUGUAUCUGUGUGCGAGGUGGCCUCUGGCUGUGUGCGUGUGGGUGUGAGUGAGUGUUAGUGUGUGUGUGUGUGGGCACACUGGAAAGAAUCAAUAAAGGAUGUGCUGCGGAUUGCUGAGCGAGAAAAAAGGACGAAAAGUGCUUGCCAGAGCGAAUUACAGUUAACUUUUGGCACGAAUAACGGUUAAACAAAGCCCAGCGAGAGAACAUUUCAAAACAAAACGAACGAGUGUGUUAAUUAGCAAAUUAGCGAGUGGGUGGCCGCAGGAUUUUCCACAGGACCCUCCUCCAUAUAUUUUGGAUUCCUGCACAUUGACAAGAUGAUGAUGAGAUACUGCCUGAUAAUUGCAUUGCAGCUGUCUCUGGCAUACUCCGUGGAGGUGCACUUCGAGGCACCGGACAGCGGUUUCUUCCUGAAGCACGCCCGCCAACCACCUGUGACGCCGGAGAUCGCCAAUGUGCAGACAUCGUCGGCGGUGCCGCCACUCCGCCAAAGAUCCUCCUACGAUUCCGUGUUAUCCCUGGACCGAUUCACCGUGGUGGAGACCACCCAGCCGGUGUCCAUACGCGCCAGCUACGGACCCUUCUCCACCAAGCAGACGGUGCCAGCCCGCUACAUUGUGCCGGACACAAUGGACAGCCAGUCGGGCGAUUACAUGAGCAAUGCCACGCUACUCGAGCUCCAGCAGCCCAACAUGCACCUGGACAUCUCGGCCCAUUUGGUGCGCUCCAGCGUCUCGCAGGAUGCCCCCGUGCUGCGUGUGCUGUUCCAUGCCGGAGCCGAUCCUGGUGGCCACUUGCAGCGCCAAAAGGUCUGCGUACUGCUGCACGUGGCCAUGGGCUCGGAGCAGCCGCUCAAGGGUCGCUGCAUGCCAGAGGGCGAGGACGGUGUGUGCGUGGCCGAGGUGGUGGUCCCACUGGGCUGGUGGCCCCAACUGCCGGCGCCCACCCAAGAUGGCAGUGGUCAGGCCGCACCCAAGGUGCCGCAGCGCUACGCCCAGGUGUCGUACAGUGUGUUCGAGCCACCGCUGCGGAAUCCCGAGCAAUGUGAGCCCAAGGUGCAGAUCCAACCGCUCACAACGUUCGCCCAGGUGCCACUGCUGGCCGCCAGGACACCAUAUCGCAUGCUGCGCGCCGACGAUGCCGUUACCUUCCUGCUGCCGCAGCACCCCCUCUAUCCGCUGUCCCGCCUCCAUGUCCCGGUCUUCCUGCAUCAGUAUCCCGACCAGCGGGUGGCCGCCUUCACGGUGCGAGCCCGCGUCAAGGCGGGCCUGAGGAUACUGGGCGCCACCGCCUCCACCGAUCAGUGGAGCGUCUCGGUGGAGAAGGAGAACCCCAAGCACACGACCGCCCGCGUGACUGCGUUCCGCAAGGAGGCGGAAUCCAGUAGCCUGGAGAGCAGCGGCGGCAACUACACCAGCGAGGUCUUCGAGGUCUUCUCCUGGCUGCUCGAGGUGGCCGAGGACACCAACGACAUUGUGGACGGCGGCAAGAUCGUGUGGUCCGUGACCCAUGUGUAUGACACGCCCAAGGACAAGGACUCCGGCGAGCUGGUGAUACCCGAUGACAACAAGAAGCGACUGAUCGCCAAGCUGGAGAUCAACAAGGACGACAUCCAGGCGGUGCUGCCGAUGGCCAAGAUCUGGGAGGUGAUGAACACGGCGGUCCUGACGGGGCGACAGGUGGCCCAGGCCAUGAAGGUGUUCAUCGUGUCGCAGGCGGGCAAGGUGGCCGAUGUGACGCUCCAGAGCUCCUGCCAUGCCGAGGAUGAGAGUGUGAUCAAGGUUUCCUCCUCCUGCAGCUCCGUUUAUGUGGACGGUUCCGAGCAGCGCGGCUCCUCCAACGCCUCCGUCAUCGUCAAGUAUGGCACCUAUGUGGGCGUGGCCAAGUUCAUCGUCUGGAUGCCCGAGUUCCCACUGGAGGUCUACAUAUCCGAUUUCCGUCUCUCACAGAUCAAGGGAUGGAAAGUAACCGAUGACAAUCACUAUCUACACAACAAGCAAUCGCGACGAAGGAAGAAGAGGUCCUACGUUUGGGGCCAGCAUGGAACCAACUACUAUAAUAAUCUGGGAGCAGACAAGACGAUUUGUCGAGCUCGCUAUCAGCAGAGUCCCGUGGAGGUGUACGCCAAAUUCCUGGCCGUGGAUCAGAACUCUGGACGCACCAGCUACUUUAUCUCGAGGCGAACAGGCCUGAGGGUGACGGAUCUGGUGCAGCCACUGCUGCGAGUGGCCGAUCCCAAGAUUGCCUCGCUCAAGGGUCGCAUCCUGCAGGGCAAGUCGAUGGGGCGCACGGAUGUGCAGGUUUUGUCACCCAUCACGGGUCGCGUUAUCGGCACCAAGGAGAUCCGCGUGGGCAGCGACAAGGUCAACCUCUCCAAGCUCAUCGUGCGCGUCAUUUCGGGGCUUCAGCUCACCAUCAGUCCGGACAACACCAUUGAGAACGGCUACCUGGCAGAGACCUCCGUCACCCACAAACUGACCGCCCAAUAUCAGGAGGGACUGCUCGACAUCGAUCUGGAAUUCUCCGAUGGCUCCAAGACGCCGUUGCGUGACAUUGCCGUGGAGGACUACUUCCUGCUGGUGGAGAGUCUGGACACCGAGGUGGUGGCCUUUGCGCCCAUGCUGGCUUCCCACCAUCCGCGCGUCAUCGCCGUGGGCGAGGGCAAUGGCAACCUGCUGCGCGUGACCCUUCUGCUGUCCGAGGAGUGUCGCCAGAGACGCGGCACCCUGAGCAGCUCCAAGCAGAACAAAUCGAAUGCAGCGCCGCUGGCCAGCGCACUGGCCUCCAUCGAGGUGGACUUCAACAAUGUGGAUAUCGUGAGCAAACAGGAGGCGAUCCAGAACGAUGGCACUGUGGGCAGGGAGAGGAAGAACUACAGGCAGACAGGCGAUCUGGCUGACAUAAUAGUGGGCAUUCCGUUGCGCGACUCUAGUCAGCUAUAUGAACCCACUGUUCAGGCGCGUCAGCAUCGUGGCAGCAUCCAGGCUGUCCACAAGGGUCAUCAUGGCAAGGGCCUCGCCGGCACUGGCAACAUGUCCUCCAUGGAACUGGGCAUGUACGUUCUGCUCACGGCCUUCUGCUUUGCCAUCAUUGUGUUUGUCAUCUCCUGCGUGGUGUACGCCUCCAAGUUCCGGCCGGCGAUGAUCGAGUCCGGCUUGGAUCCGCUGUCGGCGGGCAAGGGCAGCGGUUCGGGCGGAUCGGGUGGCUUCCGGGAUGUGCGGCUGAAGGAGUCGACCACCAAUGCCCACGAUUGGGUCUGGCUGGGACGCUCCACCAUCGAUCGCCAGUCCAUUGUGGCCGAAACGAAUACGCAUUUGAACCCACGCGAUUCUCGCAUGCGCAUCACCAGCAAUCCCAUUGUGAACUACGACAACGGACGACGAGUGAGCUCCUUUGACCAGCAGCCCAAGCUGCAGACGCACAUUGUGCCGGCCUCCAAUCUGAACAAGCAGCACGCCGACCACUAUCUGGCCAACGAACGCAAGGAUAAUAAUGCCUUGGACUACAAGCCGCCAGUGCCGCCGCACAGAAAUGUGGGUGCUCGAGCCUGCCUGCCGGUUCAGCCUCUUCCCAGUUCAGGAUCCGUAAAGGAUGCGCCCAACAAGCGUCACAGCCAGCUGUACAAACGUGAGCAUUUACAGGGCAGCGACAACAAUGCCAACCAACAGCCGCCGGCACAGCAGUUGAAUCAGCAGCAGCCACCAGAGCGUCCACAUCCGCUGGCCCAUGGACAUGCCCAUCCGCAACAGCAUCAACAUCAACAUCAGCAACAGCAACAGCAUCAGCGCAGCCACAGCCACAGUCACAAUUUCAGCCAGGAGCCACUCAUCAAGGCGGCGCACAAUAAGAUCAAACAGCAGCAGCAGCAGCAGCAGCACGAGGAGCUGCACAACGCUGAGAAGCUGGUGGAGUACACGAAUCCGCACCAGAAGAACGCCUUUCAGUUCGAUUCGCUGACACCAAAGAGAGUUACCAAAGCAGCAGCAGCCGCAACAGCAUCAGCAGCAGCAUCAGCAGCAGUCGCGUCCUCGCCGGCAACGCCGUCCACAGCAGCAGUCGUCGUCCAGGGCAAAGCUAAGGAAAACCACAGCAUGGCCAGCAGCACUGGGGAUGCGGCCAACUCGAAUGGAACGGACGAGAUCAUGCGGCUGCCACCCAGCGCCGUCAGCCAGGAGCCCACCACGAAAUCGUCGCGUGUCAAGCGCGCCACCGUGGUGGGCAAUCCCAUGUUCUCGGCCACCGUGGAUGAGUCCGUCGCCCCCGGCGAGCGGCUUGGACUGGAUGAUCUCGACAUGGACUACGAGCAGAUCAUGCACUACUUUGACAACCUAAAGGAGUCAAAUGCCUGAGUACAGGAGAUCAUUGCUAAAAUUCGCGAGAUAUUGUCCACGUUCCAUCACCGAUAUCAGACGGUUGCCACGCC